Mycena citricolor is the source of this 772-nucleotide messenger RNA. NCBI's taxonomy places the organism in Eukaryota, Fungi, Basidiomycota, Agaricomycetes, Agaricales, Mycenaceae. The record is from the annotation of a GenBank genome assembly.
CUUUCCCCCCAUUCACAAUGCUUUUCACUCGUGCUGCUCUCCAGCUGGCUGCGGCUGCUUCGAUCAGUGCACAGAACACAAUUCAGGGACUACUGGACUUUUAUGCGACGCAGAACAACCUGCAGUACAUGGCGAACCUCUUCGCGGCAGUGAACUACGGCUUCUACCCACAAGCUAACCUUCCUCAGCUUCAGAGCAUUGCAAACCACAUCAAGAACUGCAGCGACGCGUUCGACCUCGCGACGAUCGCAGUCACCGAGCUCAUCCCGCAGGGCGCGUACUUCCCGCUCAUCGACGCAUCGGAGCAGGACACGAUCAACCAGCGCUUCGUCCCAUCCACGCAGGGCACGAUCACGAGCCACCUCCACACGCUGCUGUACGAGAAGGCGUUCUACGAGGACGUGCAGGCGAAUCCGGCGAUGAAGAUCAAGCUGUGCCACUGGGUCGGCGAUCUCGCGUACCAGAAUGCGAUAUUCCUCGGGAUCAUGGCGCGCGCGGCACCGACGUACACGACGUCGUGGACCAAUUUGAAGACUGCGGCUGCGGGUGUAUAUAAUGACUUUUUGGGUAACUUGAAUGGGUUCUCUUGCGGUGGUCUGUGAGUAGCAGUACUUCGAUUCUCAGAUGCCAUCUCUUCAACUUCGAAAAAGUACCAUUCGAGGUCUCAGCAGUUUGGGGCAGCGGCCCUGCUGAUUACGUCGUAUACUGACAAGCUUUUCUGCGAUGACGUUAUGGUCAGCCUCAGUUCUCACCAAUCAAGCCAAGCUCACUC